AUGACCCUGAAAGUCUCCUAUGACGUUGAAAAUAUGACAAAUAAAUCAAGCAUGACUAUAAAAGCAAAUGUAGAGGACCUUCUCAAUCUGAAAAAAAGGAGAAAGAAUAACUCACUACUGAGGGAGAUCUCUUUGCGAUCGGUUAGUAGUAGACAUCCCUUGAAUGUGAAGCCCGAAGGAAAUCUCUUAUUGAAUGAAUACAAUUCAGUAAUCGAAGGAGAAAGGAAGAAACAGAUGGGUGUAUUUUUUCGAUUUGAAGACGAUCUUUUAAUGGACAUUAUGUCUUAUAUAAAAAAUGUGGAAGAUUUAAAAAACCUCUCCCACACGUCAAGGUUUAUGUAUGCAUACUUGUACGACGAAGACCUCUGGAAAAUGAAAUACAUAUCACAAUACUUUUCAUCUGGUCGAGGCCCAGUAAAAUCACGUCCUUGGAAGGGAUCAUGGAGAAGUACUAUGUUGGGGAUAGCCGAACAGGAGCAAGCGAAACUCCAGGUAGCAGAGAAUAUAUUAUGCUCUGAUGUCCUUUAUAGACCCUUUCAGUGCUCUCAAAUUGAGUAUCCGAAUUUAUUUGCAGAUAUUAUACAUGAAGAAGACAUAAAUAGAAAGCAACAAAAUAGAGACUUAGUGAGCAGCAACCCUUUACAUCUGCAAAAAAUUCCUCGGUUGAGCGAAGAGGCUUUAAGCAUGCAACUAUUCAUAGAAAGAUGGCAUGGUGAGCCUUUUAUAUUAAAUAGUUCAUCUGAUGAGAGAUGGCCAAAUUGGAAUAUCGAGUAUCUUCUUAAAAGGUUUCCAGAGGUACCAUUUCGACAAGAAGCAGUUGAAUGGAACUUAUCUUCUUACGUCGAAUACUUGAAAUCCAACCAAGAUGAAAGCCCUUUGUACUUAUUUGAUUGUAAUAGUAUUGCCAUGAAAAAUUUGAAGACUGAAUAUAUUCCCCCCAAAAUAUUCCAAUAUGAUCUUUUUAGUGUCUUUGAGCAAGAGUCAAUUAACUGUCGUCCAGAUCAUGCGUGGUUAAUUGUUGGUCCCGAGAGAUCUGGUUCGACUUUUCAUAAGGAUCCAAAUAAUACGUCUGCUUGGAAUACUACUCUCAGUGGACGAAAACUUUGGGUUAUGCUCCCCCCAGGAAUCACGCCUCCUGGAGUUUCUACUGAUAAAGAUGAAGGCGAAGUAACGUCACCAGUAGGAAUAGCUGAGUGGGUGCUCUCUGGUUUUUUCAAUGAUUGUCUCAGAAUACAAGAGUGUAAAAUAGGUGUAACGUUUCCUGGAGAGUGCUUAUAUGUUCCAUCUAAUUGGUGGCAUUUAGUGAUCAAUUUAGAUAACUCUGUGGCUGUUACGCAAAAUUUUGUCCCAUUGCCGACGCUUACUAAAACUUUAGAAUUUUUCAAGUCUAAAGGAGAACAGGUAAGUGGGUUUCGCCCAAAGGAAGUGAAGGAUGCAUUAGAACAUAUAAUAAAACAAGCAUUGGUUGAAGAUAAUGAAAUUAUCAAGUUUAAAGAAUACUGUCAUAUGUUCAAUGCUUUAAAGUUAGAUCCUUACCUCCAGAGUGAAGACUGUGGUGAACUUACACAAUUACCUCAAAUACCGAUCUAUGAACUCUUCAAAAAAUUAUUGGUACAAAAUGGAUAUCUGAAAGAAUUGUCAGCAAGCUUAGAAAAUAUUCUAAAUGAUAAUACGCAGAGUAGAGCUACUACGGGUCAUAAUAAGCUUUGGAAGAAAUUGACUACGGAUCGAGAUAACAAGAAAAAUUCAUUUUCUUUUGAUUUCAACGUUAAUGAAGAACCAGAUGCACAAGUAUCAUAG
Priceomyces carsonii is the source of this 1800-nucleotide messenger RNA. RefSeq lists its product as uncharacterized. Gene Ontology annotation, molecular function: protein binding; cis-regulatory region sequence-specific DNA binding. The transcript has a single exon. Gene Ontology annotation, cellular component: nucleus. The record is from RefSeq and is a predicted model, not a curated record. The coding region runs from base 1 to 1800 and encodes 599 amino acids. NCBI's taxonomy places the organism in Eukaryota, Fungi, Ascomycota, Pichiomycetes, Serinales, Debaryomycetaceae.